GGCGCCGUAGCUCACUGGUUGCCUGGACAUGGUAUAAACAGAGACGGUUACAAUUCUUUGGUCAAGACUCAACAACUUUGGAAGUCAGACGGCCUUCUCGUUAACUUUGCCCAAGUAAUACAGGCCUUGGGAGAAACAUGGAGACCUCGACUCUUCCAUCAAUAGGCCCAAAGGACGAUUCUCGGUUGACCCUUCAAGUGGAGAACAAAAUGAAAAACAUUUUUGUCACACAAUUACAAGGGACACGAGAGCAGAAGGAUGGUGAUACUAAUUUGAUCCCUGUUAUAACAGAGUCCAAAAGUAGGAUUUUGGAGACAGGAGUAAACACCAUGCAGCGAACCCUUGUAUUAAAGAAACAAGUUGAACUGGAUAAGCUGGACAGUAAGUUUGCACACAAACAACAAGAGUUUCAAGUUAGAAUGGAGGCCCAGGAACACAAAAGAGCUGAUCUGCAGCAUAAACAGCAACAGAUCAAAGAUAAGGUAGCGAAGUUUGAGAGGUUUGUGGAGGAGAAUGAGCUUAAACACAGACGAGCUCUGAAAAAGUUCCAGUUAGAGAGAAGGCUGAAUAAUCUGAAGCAAAAAGAACUCAUGACACUCAUGGAAGAGCUAGAAAUGCUGCAGACCAGACAUGAGUAUCUCAAAGGCCUGGUGUCAAAACACAAGAUGUUUGAAGAUUACAUAAUGAAGAUUUUGGAUGUACUUCCAGAAAGUUAUUCUGGGAAUGCAGCAGACUCUCCGGUCAUGUCCAUCCUUAGGCGACAUGAGACACUGUCCAUCACACACCAAGACCUAGUUGGACAACUGGGUUCUCUUGUAGAGGAGCUGGAAUUGGGCCAGAGGAACCUUGAAAUUCUGAAGCAGGAGCACAACACAAAUAAACUAAUGAUCAACAAAGCAUUAUCAGAACUGCAGACAAAUUGGGAUAGAGUCACAGAGAGGACCAAACUACUUGAGAUGACCACACAAAUGCAUCAAGGCCAAUCACGGGACCAGGUGGAGGAAGUGGGAAGCCUUUUGAUUGCUGUCAGGAAUCUUGGAGAACAGUGCUAUCUACCACACUAUGGUCUUCUUGAGGAAAUAGAUGUGCUAGAUAUGAUAGAUAUGAUAAAGAAACACUUACUGGGAAUAGCAGAUAUGGAAGAAAGAGCCACACUCCUUGUAGAAUCAGAUUCAGAGGUAAUUAGUAGCUUUGCAGUUGUCACAGAGAAAGGAUCACAAAGAAUUAAGAAAAAUUAAUUUCAGCAAAACAGUGAUGACUGCCAAGCACAUUCAUAAUGCUGAAGUGACAUUUUAAUGAAGCAUGGCACAAUUUCAGGAUAUUGGAGAUGUGUGUCUUUCCAAUACUCUUAUUUCAAUAUAUGGGUCAUUUCAAAAUUGGGGUAAGCAUUAGGCCAAAUUUCCAUCAAGCAUGAAUUUAGAAUGACAGCUGUGGUUGAACUUGUGUAGCAGUUGCAAUACCUUAUGU
Molecule: messenger RNA, 1467 nt
Organism: Sardina pilchardus (European sardine)
Lineage: Eukaryota; Metazoa; Chordata; Actinopteri; Clupeiformes; Clupeidae
Gene: ccdc197
Product: coiled-coil domain-containing protein 42 homolog
Exons: 10
Coding region: 138-1238 (366 amino acids)
Source: RefSeq, a predicted model, not a curated record